This is a messenger RNA of Porites lobata, 17169 nucleotides long. The record is from the annotation of a GenBank genome assembly. NCBI's taxonomy places the organism in Eukaryota, Metazoa, Cnidaria, Anthozoa, Scleractinia, Poritidae.
AUGGCGGCAGGAUAUAACGAACGAAAGUCGUAUGCUAACGUGACAGUUGAUUGGAUGGCGUACCAAGGUGUUCCAGUGGGUGGCGUGACUGGUGAAGUGCGCAUGUCACAGUGGUGGACUGGUACGACUUGUGCGACUGUCAUGUUUCCUACAGCGAGUGGCCUUUGUUGGGUUUUCUUAUCCUUCCCAUUCUUUUCAAGAUCAUAUCUUUUGAAACGCCUCACUUCUACUGAGGUCACUCAGUUAAUAACAGAUCGUUUUUAAUAUGCAUCACCAGUGAUUUGUCGUAAUGGUGCAGCCGUACACUUAUAGUCGAACAACGUCAUGGUAGUACAAAUUAUUCUUUUACCAAUUUCCAGCAUAUCACAAAUGUCAUGGGUUCCUUUUUGCAAUAAAUACGAAAUUGAUUCCUGUUCGUGGCUUUCUAAGAGUUAAGAGUUGCCUGAUUCGGAUUUAUUUUUCAGGGAAAAUUCUCUGUGAUACCGUCGGUAUUUGUGACUGCCAAGCAUUACAAUCCAGGAUUAAAACGUGACGCAGCAAGCGCAUGGAUUGAAGAUGUCACACAAUCAUCCUGUAAAGUUUGCUUGAGAGAAUUGCAAAACUACGCCGGAUCACACCAAGACGUUGUUGUUGUAAGUAACGCUAAUCUCAUGGAAUCGAACGAACAGCGUUUUUCAUUGGAAACUAAGUGCAGCAGAUUGGUAUCUUUCUCCAUCUCAUCUUUUCGCUUUUUUACGCUUCCAGCAGUUGGUCCAGCAGAGAUGCACGAUUUUUUGCUUGAAAAUAUAUUUCCCUCCAUCUGUUUCCUCUUUAUCCGGCUUUGUCAACCCAACCAUGUUAUUGCUUUCUUGUAACCUAAGAUGUCGGUGGCUGUUUUAUACAAACCUUGUUGAUAGAUUACCAUCUUAUUUUCGACGUUGUCACAAUCUUUUGGUAGUUAGGACGUGAGAAUGAAAUAGAAUUCUUCCUUUUUAUUGUUAUUUAUUUAUUUAUUUACUUUAUUUCAGAAUUGGUUAGCGUUUUCAUAUCUUGACGAGCCUCCCUUCUCAGAACACAAUUCGAUUUACUUUUCGAAUGAUAAACCUCCCGCGCAGAGUCACUAUAAUGCCUUCUGCAAGGUCAGUAUUCCAGUCCUUUCAUUAGUCUUAUGGGUUUCAAUUCCCGUCACAGUGCAUUUAAUUUUAUUGAAUAAAUUUACUAUCGGAGAGCAAAAGAAAACGGUUUCCCUAUCAUGUCUCUAGUGAUGGUAGUUGCAUUUAGUCAGUUUAGCAGGCUGCCUGUCAUAUUUCAGUGAAUAUUUAAAAUGAAAAUGAAAUAUAGAUUAUAAAUGCCCUAAUGCGGAAAAAGUCUUUACCUUUAUGUAAAUGUCAGAGACUGAAUUUUUACAAUUAUGCAAUUUCUUUUGACAGGACGCUUCUUUUACUAAAGUUUAUAACUCAAGUCCACAUGUGUUUGUUUCUGCCAAUCAUUCCACCAAAAAUGGAAGUCAGAGUCCAAUUCAUAACAGCAUAGCUGAGUGGGUAGAGGUAUGUUUUUAUUUGUUUAUUUAUCUACUUUUUAAUAUAUUUUAUGAAUUUGUGUAACAUACCACUUGCAACCACACUUACAUGUGUUGUGUGCAUGUUUAAAAACCUUAUGAAUUUCAAAAUACGAAUGACUGUAACUAACACUGUCUAUUUAACAAUUAUUCCACGAGGGCGCGUUGGAUAUGAGAUGAUAGAUAGCCAACGAGGCGCAUAGCGCCGAGUUGGCUAUAAUCAUUUCAUAUCCAACAAGCCCGAGUGGAAUAAUUGUUUUAUUAAAAACGCCCCCAAAAUCUCGUUGAAUCGCCCCGACUAGAACAAACCGGAAAAGACAAGGGACUUCCGCUAUUGACAUGUCACACGUCUAUCAAAACUGUCAACGCGCGAACCGGGCUCGCCUAGACUGCAUGAAUGAAAAAUCAAAACAUUGUGCGAUGAACAUUAGUUUUUUAAAAACUCAUCGUGAUUCUAGGAUUUUACACAGCAGAACAGCUUAAAAAACCUGGCAGAUAAUGUGAAGGAAAGGAAUUUUUAAGUGACAGCCGUCGAAAUUACUAUGAAUUUGGAUUUUCGGUGCAGUUAUAAAAGUAAGAACAACGGAGAAAAACUACCGGUAUUACCUCGGUCGCUUGUUAUGAAGUUGUUUGAAGCCACAAGCUGGUUUUGCUCAACGAGAAAAGAAGCUAUACUGCCGCCUCGAUUGCUCUAGUGAAUGGCAGCAUAGCCUGUAUUUGUAGCUGGUUACUUGUGAUUUAUAUUCUUGAUGUCGGAUAAACAAGCUGCAGUUAUCUAUCGGCGAGUGACUCGAUUGGCGAAUGGCUUCGCGAUCAUGAAGAAACAACACUUUUCUUCUUUCCUAGCUGGUCAAGGUACUUUAGUUCCAUGUGUUUUCAUGUGUUUUUCGACAAACUUUCAAACAAGCUCUUGUGGCUUUUUUGUUUGUUUUUGUCUUUUUACUUUCGUUGAAAUUGCAUUUCUAGUAUUCUAAUAAAUGAAUUAAAACGAUUUGCUUCGGGCGCCGUUCUAUCCUUCGCGAAAAAAAAUCUCAGCUAGCUUCCAAUUUUAAACUGACGCGUACACUGACCAUAUAUGGAGAACAUGGUAUAUUAGCUCAUAUACCAUAACGGCUAAGCCAAUCAAAAUGCUAGAAUUGCAUUAUCCAAUGAUUCAGUUUUUAAUAAUUUACAAUACAGAAUGCGUUCUAUUGAGAAUAACAGCUUAUAAAACACAGAUCGUGCGAAAAACAGCCCAAAAGUUAAAUUUUAUGUUUAACUAACGAUCAGGCAUAACCCUUAGCUACUAAAAUGGCCAUGAAUUAUGGAAAGUCGUUAAAACUGUGUUUAAAAAAAAGUGGUGUAGCUGUAUAGCAGAAGGUAAGCAAAUGCUGUCAAACAAAAAGCAAUGAGAUAACGAAAACGGAUGUUAAGCAAGAGAGAAUGAGCUAAGAAAGCGAAUCCCUGCGCCCCAUGAUGAUUAUUUGAAAUCUAUUGAAAGUUCCCACGCGUGCGAUGAAGGUUAUUUUUAUCUGCUGUUUCCGUGACGCGCGCGGUCUACUUUCCCGUGAACGCGACAUAUUUCGCCUCCAAACAUUUGAAGUUUGACAGCAGUUACAGCAAUUAUCGCAUGAGAGGUUUAAGUUGUUGACAUGUAAUAACGCGCACUCAAUUGUCCUCUUUCCUCUUCCCUUUGAAGCCCUGUAAAGCAAACUUGUUGAACAGGGUUGAUCACUUCCUAAUAUGCGUCAAACUGAGAAAUACGGAAAGUCUUCUGGUCAAGACCUACCUGAACUGUUCUAUAGUUUUUUUUCUGCUAGCAAGGGAAAAAAUACGCCGUCCGCCGUCUGUGUGAACUACUUAAUGAGCUGAUAAAUAUUCCUUUCUUGCAGUGCAUCAACAAGACAGGCUUUCGUGCUUGUGUCAAAGAAUUAUAUGAAGCAAAAUAUGACCCAUUGUCAGUAACGUACACAGUUUUGUCAGGUAAGAGCUCUACUGCUACAAAACUAAUAAACUUCAGUACUUACAAGUCUCUAAAUGAAAAAAAAAAGGAUACAGGGAAUACACAAAAGAAAUGCACAAAAACUGGAGGAAAUAAUAAAAAUUGUAUUCGGGUGAUGAUAAAAAACAACGUUCAUCCCUUUUCCCAAAUACCUAUUAAUGUGUAUAAUGGAGUGCUUUAUAGCGGAGCUCUCGCGCGCGAAUCGCGCGCAGCGGAGCACCAUGGGUAAAAAAAUGUGGUAAACUACCCAUCCAAGAAAAUUUGGUAAUCACGUGACCGUACACAGACCGCCCGCCCGCCCGACCGUCCAUCCGCACCACAGGCAUACCAAUGUAAAAUAAUUCAAUCAACAGGUAUGGCAACCCAAAUGCAACUCAAGGUUGUAUUUGGAAAGAAAUCGCCUGGGCGCCGGACUUUUAGAAAGAAAAAACAACAACAAAGUCGUGUCUUUUUCGACAUUAUAUUUGAUGUUUACACUCACGUGGAUAACCGAGAAAGAGCUAGAGCGAGUAAUUGAAAACAAAAGAGACGAAUUUUGUAGGAAGAAAAACAUGAAAAUUCAAAGCGGCUGUGAGACAAUGAGAACUGCUAGCGGCCAGCAAGGUGAAAAUGAGCGGCAGUGAAAAAUAAAAGCGAACAUGAACACAGGAGACAAAAUAUUGGGUAAGGACAUACGACCAUUCCUCCACAAAAAUAAUGUGUAACUAGUAAGUUUGACGUUUUAGUCCUAUAAAACAGCGUUGUAGUUGAUCAAAACAACUGCAAACAAAGACAAAAAGCGUGCUGCACGUGCAAAUUUGUUUGAUUUUGCUAAUUAGAAAAAAGAGUGUGCUGCACGUGCAAUUUGUUUUAUUUUUUUGCUAAUUAGAUCUAUUGAUCUUGAUGCCAUAUUCAUUGCCGUCCCGUUUAGCAUAAUAUAUAGAUUUAGCCACGGCUAAAAGCGAGGCUCCCAUUAAUAAAUUUAUAAUUUAAAUUAAACAAUAAACUUGUAUUCGAAUUCCACAAUUCAGUUAACUUUAGAGCACUUUUAUGCGACUUUUGAGGGAAAGGCUACCUGAUUUUAGAGAAAAAUAAUUUGCAAACAGCCCAAGAGUGAACCAAAUCUUACAUAGAGCUGAUGGCCUUGUAUGUACACCCAAAAACUGGUAAUCAUCUUCGAUCACAUUUAAGAGCCAUAAUGGUUCUUGAUCACCGUAGAUUAAUUAGGCCUGGAAAAAAAAUCAGGCCAACUUUUUUGCGUUCGACAAGUUUACUUUGCAAAAUCUCGCCAACAAAUCUGGGUACGUGUAAACCAACCUUUUAUACCAUUUAUACAUCACAUCUGAUGUGAAACAGUAGUAUGAGGCACUGUUUUUAUCGUACCGUCGACCUCGGACAGAAAGCAGUAUUUCACAAUACAAAUUGCACUCAUUCAAUAUUCAUAUAAACUGUUAAACAAAUUUCCAAAAUCACCUAUACGGCCAUCAGGUUCUCACUUUUGAAGUGCGAGCUGUGCGAGUGUUUGAAUGAACAUUAACAGAGUUACGCUCCAACAUAAUAAAGAAUUUAUUACGUUUAUUUUUUAUUUUAAAAUGGUUUAACGCACGGCAUUUUGAGUAGUACUCCGGGAAGCGUUGUUCACUGAACGACUGAAAACAAUCGGCACAGGGAUUAAAAUUACAAGAGAGACUACUAAUAAUCAAUAAAAAGAAAUAUAAUUCGGUGAAACAUAUACAGAGACUACAAUUCUCAUUCAGGAAGACAAGUAUUAAAGGUGUCUCUAAAAAUCCUGAGUCUUAAAGCUUAAAGCUUAAGUCUUUGUUUUAAGCCGGCUUCCCGGUGUUUGCUUUUUUCAAAGACGAACUCGAGGCAAGAAAAUCGCUCAAAGCUUCUUUUACAGCCACAAUUAAAACUAAAUAUUCUUUAGAACGUGUUCUUUCUAUUUGAGGUGAGAAAAUGUCUAAAGGCUUUUAAAAGAUCUGUAAGCUUUAAUAUAACAAACCUGAUACUCGGUCAGAUCAUUGCCUCAAAUCUUACAAACGUGCGUAAACAAAAUAGCCGCAUAAACUACGGUCGACUUCAUUAAAUUAGAAAUAAAAAACAAACAUCAAAUACAAUAAUUACUCAGGCUUACCACUCGAGAUGCAGCUCCUGGAAGGUUUAAAGUAAGGCCAGUAUCUCUUCAGACUUUGCAACCCUCUUACGCAUUAAGCAAGGUGAAAACGAAAACGAUGCCAUCCGAAAUCGGAUUUCCGACUUUGACAAGCGACGUAUUUCUUAACCAAAAACCCAAUAAACAAACUAGCCAUGAAUGACAGAAGACUCCUGAUAGCAGCUGAAUUUCAUUUUGUACAUCCAGUGCAAAAAGACAGUUAAAAACAUAAGUUGGUACAAAACUCUGUCAGCUUCAGCUGUCAAAGUAAACAAGAUUCAAGAUGCUGCAUAAAUUUUUUGCAUGACCUCACCUGUCAAAUUUUGACCAAUCGAAGCAUAAAAAUUGGACGUAGAGCGUGACCAACGCGUGACCAUGGUGAGAAAAGUCAAAAGCAACUGUCUUCCCUGCCUGUAACAGCUGGCUGAAUUUUCGUGUCCGAGGUCAGUUUGCAAUCAAAAUUUUAAUUGUGCAGCACAUAAACACAACAUAUUUCAUAUGAAUUUAGAAAAAAAUUGAACUUGAGCCUGCGAUCACUUAAAAACUAGUAACUUGUCAGCGGAUAACUUCAAAAAAUACUUGACCUCGAUGGGUCGACACCUGAGCCCGCGAUACGGUCCAGUGAUACUGGUCAGCGGGUACCCUGUUUUGACAGCUGUCAAUUGAUCAAAACAUUGAUGUCCAAUAUGUGUGCAUUAUCAGUUUUCCUGUGCUCCCAAACUAGUAAAAAGUAUGAGAUUGAACAUUGUUCGCGACCUAGUAAAACAAUUAACUGGUCAGCGGACAGCUUCCAAAUAAAUCACGUCACCUCUAUGAGUUGACACAUGAGCCCGCCAUAUGGUCAUGGGAUACUGGUCAGUGACUAUCCUGUUUUGACAGCUGUCAAUUGACCAUAUUGAGAAUGUCCUAUAUUAAAAUCAUAUAUUAAAGAUGUGGACUUGCCAAGACACGCCUGAGACACCCCUCCCUUCCUUUUCAAAGUCUCCCCUACCCCACCCAUACAAUCUGUAGACGCGUAUGUACGUACGUACGUACGUACGUACGUACGCUCGGUCAAUCACGUGACAACCAAACGAAAAGAGGUUGACCAUAUUCCAUGGGUAUGGGGCUCUGUCCCACGCGCGCUUCGCGCGCGCGGGAGCCCCGCUAUUAUACCAUUAACCAGAGUUUCGCUUCUAACCCUGGCUAAAUCUAUAUAUUAAUGCUUGCAGUUGUUUUUCUCUUAUGUAUUGCAUUUAUUUUGUCCUGAACAAAAAGCUUCUGCUUUUCCAUUUCCUUUUUUAUCGCAAAACCGGAAAUAACAAAAAUGCCUGAAGUACGUAACUGCUCCUAAAGCUAUACAUUUUAAGCAAUAUCAUUUUGUAGUUCACUAAUUCCUACUUUGUAUACGCGCAGACAUCUGUCCAUCUGGAUGGGAUUACUUCAAUGGAUACUGCUAUUUAACAAGCUCUGUAUGCGCACCUUGGGUGACUGCUGUGUCCAACUGUUCAACUAUGAACUCACAUCUGGUAACAGUGCACAACCAAGAAGAAAAUGUCUACAUUCAGCACCGUCAUAAUGGAGAGCGAUCAUGGAUUGGACUUAAUGACCGAAGCGUUGAGGGAUCAUUUGUCUGGACAAACAAGGAAAUAACCAGUUUUCGGUUCUGGGCUCCGCAACAACCAAACAACAGGAAAAACGAAGACUGUUUUCACACUCUGCACACUUAAAAUUAAAGUGUAACAUUACUCCAAAAAAAAGUGUAAAAUCUUUGCCAGCCCCGGCAGCCUUUUUUUUCUGUGUAUUAUUACACAUUUUAUAAUAGUGUAAUUUAACACACAACUAGAGGUUAUGUUUACACACCAAUCAGUGUAAUGUGAGUGGUUUACACUUUGGUCAAGUGUAAAAUUGCAGUUCUUAUAAGUGUAAUAAAAUACUAAUAGAACAGUAAUAUUACACCGAAUGAUAGUGUAGUAGCUUUGCCAGCCCCGGCAGCCUUUUUUUUCUGUGUAUUAUUACACAUUUUAUAAUAGUGUAAUUUAACACACAACUAGAGGUUAUAUUUACAUACCAAUCAGUGUAAUGUGAGUGGUUUACACUUUGGUCAAGUGUAAAAUUGCAGUUCUUAUAAGUGUAAUAAAAUACUAAUAGAACAGUAAUAUUACACCAAAUGAUAAUGUAGUAGCUUUGCCAGCCCCGGCAGCCUUUUUUGUGUGUGUAUUAUUACACAUUGUCCAAUAGUGUAAUUUGACAUGCAACCAGAAGGUUCAUUUACACACCAAACAGUGUAACUGUGAAUGGUUUACACCUUGGUCAAGUGUAAAAUUGUACUUCCCAUAGGGGUAAUAAAACAUUAACAGAAAAGUAAUAUUACAUCAAUUUAUAGUAUUAGGCAAAACAAUUACACAUUUGAAAAAUAUAGGAAAUCACAUUUUUAAUCACUGAAUAAGCAGCUAGACUUCUAACAAUAAGUAAAAAUGAAAGGUCAAGUGUGCAAGACAUGGUGUGUACUGUCUAACUGCUUAGGAGUGAUGCGUACUGUCCUAUCACAAAUCAGUGCUUAGGGCAGAGCCCGAGGAGGUUCAAGGUUUGAGCUGCAAGGUGAUACCCAGGAAAGAUAGUUAGCAGGAAGUCUUCCUCUCCAAUUAUUAGUAUUUUUACAGUCAUGGUGUAAUGCCUUUCCCACAGUAAAAAUGGAUGGCAGUGCAUCUUUUUUGCUUCUUCUAGAUAUUGUCCUCUUGUGGCUGCAACCUGCGUGACAAAUGAAAUUGAAAAAAAAAAACAAGACUUGUUUUAGUCGAUAUUAAAGUGUUCUUAAUGUAUUGUAUCGGUCAUGAGGGUUGAAAAUAGGACUGAGUGUUUUGGAGUUCCUUCUAAUUGAACUAACACAAUAAUGCUCUCUUGAACAACAUGGUUAAGGCAAACUACUUAAAUCAAAUUUCAUUCACAAAAUAAUUACAUAUUAGGUUUAAGAUGUAAAAAGGUUUUUUCUCUAGAGUCUUAACAAUCAAGUACAUUUUUCCUCCUCUACAAAACAAAACACAGCUUCAGAUAUUCAAUUCAGAUAUCAAAUCACAAAUUAAAAUAACUCAAAACAUGUGUUAUUCCAAUCCAUGACCCCCAGUAACACUAUAGGCGGGCCAAACCACCUGACUGAGUCAUUAGUCAAAGGCGGGCAUGAAAAUUACCACCUUGCAUAACUGCCUAGCCGGUGGACCAGAGCCAUGAUGAAAACAAAACACACUAUUAGACUUUAUAACUUGGUACGGAAACAAAAGUUUGACUGGUAUACAAUUAGGAUAUCCGAUCACAAAAUUACUCAAAAGACAUGUUUUAUUCCAAUCCAUGACCCCCAGUAACAGGCGGGCAAAACCACCUGACUGAGUCGUUAGUCAAAGGCGGGCAUAACCACCUUACAUAACUGCCUGGCCGGAGGACCAGGGCCAUGAUGAAAACAAAACACACUACAAGAUUUUAUAACUUGGUAUCAAAACGAAAGCUUCACUAUACAAUAUUAUUCAGAUAUCCGAUCACAAAAUUGCUCAAAAAACAUGUUUUAGUCCAAUCAAUGACCCCCAGUAACAGGCGGGCAAAACCACCUGACUGAGUCGUUAGUCAAAGGCGGGCAUAACCACCUUACAUAACUGCCUGGCCGGUGGACCAGGGCCAGGAUGAAAACAAAACACAGCUAUACGACUUUAUAACUUGGUAUUGAAACGAAAGCUUCAGAUUCAAUUCAGAUAUCUGAUCACAAAAUUACUCGAAAAACACGUUUUAUUCCAAUCCAUGAGUCCCCUGGAAACAAGCGGGCAAAACCACCUGACUGUGUCGUUAGUCAAAGGAGGGCAUGACCACCUCACAUAACCACCUGGCCGGUGGACCAGGGCCAUGAUGAAAACAAAACACAGGUAAAGUAAUGAAAAUGAUAUUAAGCCUUUUUAAGCCUCGUGCAAUUACAGGUUUUUGUCUGCGAAAUCACAUAUAAAAAUUAGGCAAGCUUAAUAUAUUUUUCUGGUUUGGAUUUAUCUCUAUUCUACAUAUCAAAUACAAGUCGAUGUACAGGUCCGGUACGAAUAGCCACUAGGUAUAAUGUAAGAAAAAUAAAUAAAGAUAACUUACAUUAUAUCAACAUUUGGGAUCAAAAGGUGCAAAAUUCUGUGUUUUAUGAAGCAUUUCUACCGAUCAUUUGAAUAGUAAAUGUAUGGAAUCAAAUGUCGCGCGUGACAUCACGAUCCCCGAACAGUUCGGGUGGUACGCUUGUAAUACACGUCUUUUGUUUGCAAAGAGCAAAACCACUCGAAUUAAAAGUAAUUAAAUUCGCUAUAAAUAUUUUAAGCUUCAAUUUGUGUCUGCAAAAACAACAAGGUGAUACAAUGCAGUCUUCGCUGUUGACGUCAUGUCACGCGACCUUUUGGCGGUUAAAAGCAAACGAACAACCAACGGCAAUAUUCACAAAACAUUUCAGUCAGCUUAUAUCCAGUAUUUAUAUUUCUAAUGUUAGUCGUAUAUAUCUGUCUCCUCUCAGGCUAUUCUCCUAACAAGCCUAAACAAAAAUUUGAGGCGAAAUAGCGAGGUUAUCUUAAUUUCGAGAUUUCAAAGCUUAACACCACACAAUGCGCUUUUGAUAUCGCAUCGCGCUCUCCCACAGUAGGAAAACCGCUCAAGGUGUUGCAGUACGGUAAAACAAUACUUCAAAAGCCUCAAGAAAUCUAGGGCCAGACUAUAGUUUUAACAUAAAACUCAGAAAUUACGGAAAGUAUACUCACCUCGAAAUGCGAAAUGCGCCGUCGUAAUCUUUGAACAUGAAUGCAUGGUUUUGCUCUCUUCUUAGCAGUCAUUUGGAGCCUCCAUCAUCCUUUGCUCUAAUAAUCGGCCCUACAUCCUCGUUAACUUGAACUCAAUGAAGACUUUGAGUUAAAAUCUUCAAAUUUACGGCGCUUAAUUUUAGUACAACCUUCGUGGAGGACGGUUGGAACAAAAGAUGAAAACAAACGGUAUUCAAGUGUCUUUAUCGGCAACAUCAUCGAUCCUGAUUGCACGAAAAUUCGCGCCCUGUCACUUAAGCUCCCGGUGACUGACUAUACGUGAUCUUUGGAUCUGCUGCGGCUUUUGACUCAGUCACGUAAUUUAUGUUGCUGUAAAUUUCCUCUUCGAGAACACGCGGAAAAGGAACAUGGUCUGAAUUAAAUCGAUAGUACAAAGACAAUGGACAAUGAAGAAAAAAAAGAAAAGAAAAUAAGAAGAAGAAGAAAGAAACAUAGUGUUACAUUUCUCAGGAAAGAUAGAAACCCGCACAAAUGACAGUCCUGUCAAUGGAGUGAUGCAUCGUUAGCGGUUUAGGUCAUUUCAUUAAUUUAGCUAAAACACCUUUCAAUUUACACAUGUAUACAAAUGCAGUUGCGUGAAUUUCGCACGAUAUAUCUGAAAUGAGACCUUAGACUGCAGCUGAAGUAUAUACCUGCUACAUGUACAACUAGCGGCUCAGAUAACUUAUUCACGCGAUGAAGAUUUUCUUGCUUCGAUAUUUUUUUUUUUUUUUUACAAAAGAGAGUGGGUGUUUUAUUCUAUAAACGUAUAAGUAUGCACAUGUGAGUGCAUAAUUACCUCCGCUGUGGUAUACAUUUACUCUGUAAGUAAAUGUUAAAAAUACCUAUAGUUUCAGCCUAAACGUGGUGUAAAAAUACUCAAAAUAACGAGUAUCACUACACCAUAAUUUCUGUGUAGUGUUUUACACCAUAAAAAGUGUAACUUUAUAAUUUUUCUUUUCUAACAAUACACUUCAAUUUUAACACUUUUAGUUGGUGUUAAAGUACCCGAAAAAACGAGUAACACAACACUACAAAUUGUGUAAUAUUACUCUGUGUUAUUAGUAUACUCUAACACCGAUAGGUGUGUUUAAUUCUAUAAGUUUAUUAGUGUAAAAUUACCUUUACUAUGGUAUACAUUUACGCUGUAAAAACGGGUAAAAUGUACACCGUACCCUGCGUGUAAUGUUACAAUAGAAAAAAUUGUAAAAGUAUACCUUUAACUGUGUAAUAUUAUCAUGUUAAGAGUACCAGCUCUUUUACACUAAAGUUUGCGUAAAAUUACCCGACAUAAAGCGUAACACAACACUGAAAAUUCUGUGUAACGCUUUACUCGUUAAAAAGUGUAAUAUUACAAAUUUUCCUUUGUAACAUUACACUUUAAUUUUAAGUGUGUGGGUGCCAAUGAUGGCUACACUUGGAACGACGUUUCCUGCGAUAACUGCUAUAACUAUACUUGUGUUCGAGGUAAAAGCGGUCAUCAGGUCCGUUUUACAACUUACAUUAAAUGAUCUGUUAGUUGGCACCUGGGGUAAUCUUAUGUUCUGUAAAGGGUUGUGGCUCACUUCAAUAUUUUAUGCUAGGAAUGUAACCAAAACAACAGAAAAGCCAUCUAAUGUAAGCGCACAUUAAUGUAGUAUCAUCUUUCAGUCAUAGUUAGUAGAGGAGAUUGGUUGAGAAUGCAUCAAAGCUUAAGAUUAAGAUUUUUUCUUUCUUUUUUUUCACAAUAAAUGAAUGCGACGUUUUUGUAGCCGGCCUGUGUACAGCGGACGCCCCCUCCCCCUUUUUUGAGGUGAGGGGGCGUCUGUACACAGGCUAGGUUUUUAUUGGUGAAAAGGAUCAAAAUGAUAAGAAUGCUAUUGAACGUUUCACACCGUCGGUUGAGUCCAAACACCUCUAACAAAAAAACGUACUAUUGUAAUAAAGGCGCUUGUAGGGCUUUAUAGCCAUUCCACUGUUAUUAACUUUGUUUCAGUUUAUGUUUCAAACUCGUACGACUAUAUCAAGGUAAAAAUGGGCAUGCAGCCAAGCUUAUUAGACAGUUGUUAAGGUGUCAUAACGUGAGAUAAAAGCAUUGUGUCCAGUGUUUGGUAAAAUUCAAAGUAAUUUCGUUUUUUCUUUUCAAGAGUUUUAUGAUGAAUUCAAGUUGAGAAUCAUUUCAGAAAAUAAGCACGUAGCAAAGGAAAUGUGAGUGAAUGAAACACAGUGAUUUCUUUUAGAAAUUGACGAAUGCACAACUAACUAUCACAGAUGUAUUGUGAAUGCUGCUUGCCAGAAUACCGUGGGCUCAUACAAAUGUACUUGCAAAGCUGGAUACUCUGGAAAUGGCGGCAAAUGCGUUGGUAAGUACUGAACUUUGCUUUAAAUGUCUUCCAUAUUUUGCCCUUUUGCUUCGCAAACUGAUCGACCGACUUAGUUGUCCUCUGUUCUGAUUUUAUUUAUUAAAUUAUAGACUAAAUAAAUAUGCUUUAUAGUGGAUGUACAGAACUAUUAUUACUUUUUAUACCUUUUGUGGUCAAAACUUUCUGAUAAGCCCCUAGUGGGCAUUUAAUCGGAAUUUUGAGCAGUAAAAGAAUACUUGCACUAAUGUGUGCACUCUAAAUCAGACAGAUCUGUUUUAGCCCUAAAAAUACGGCCGUUUCGAUAAGUAAAAUACAGUCCUAUUUUUGAGUCUAAUUUGGUUCCCUUAAAUCAGGGCCAAUACAGUCCAAUUAGCUAGGGCUGAUUUGGUCCCAGGGCUGAAAUGGGCCCUAACGUGGGGUGGAAUAGCCUUUUGAUUGAGCUUUUUUGGCCUGGAUUGUGUUCAAAUGGCUCCAGGAAGGGCUGAAUCAGACUUUGGCCUGCAGGACUGAAUUGUCACCAGGGCUGAGACAGGUCUUUUUAAUCUUCAGUGUGGAACAACCUUUUACACGAAUUUUGAUUCCUUUAAUCAAAACAAUUACGAACUUCCCGUUUGGGGAUAUAUUUGUUUUGACUUAAGAACUUCACUGGUAAUAACGUAACAGUUGAUUUGAUUUGAAAAACAAAAAAAAAGUCGAAAACGAAAAUUUCACUUUUAGACCUCAAGGUCGCCCCAAUUCAGACUGAAGGCAAUAAAAAGCCCCAAGGGGUCUGACAUGUCUGAAUAGAGGAAAGUCGGGAGGAAAUGUCAAGGAAGGUAUUACCUUGUCUUUUUCGGCGCAUACGUGAAACAAUAUUUCGCUUUAGUUUUAAGUACGUAUAUAAAAUAAGGGCUAUGUAUCAAAGGUUGUGCGUAAACGUAAAACUUGAACCUCGCUCAACUUUUACACGCGGCCUUUCAUACAUUGCCUCCAGGGCCCUGACUGCCUCUAUUAUAUUUACGCGCGUACAUUUUACUUGCGUACGCACAUAAAUAUUACGCGGAAGUGGAAAUCCACCCUAAGUUCUUAAUCACCUAACGAUAGUUUAUACAUCCAGCACGUGCGUUCAUUCCAUUGCUUGUAUUUAUUCUCCCUGGCACCGGUCGUUCAAACUUUAGAUAGCGCUUUGCAUCGGAUAAAUCACAACACAGUGGAUAAGUAUUAGUGAAACGUACUGCGUUAUCUACUGGAUGGUGAUUUAUCUGGCGGAUAGCGUUAUUCAGCUUUUGAACAAAUUGUCCAGGUAAUUUUAUAACACUACCAUAGCCACACAAGCCAUCGCGUUCAUCUGUAACGUAGAUUUGAAAGAGAAGAAUGUAAAGGAAGAAUUAUCAGUUUACUUGCCUUGUAAUCGUAAAAUAAAUGCAGUUUUAUGAUUUUCAUGUAGAUAUCGACGAGUGUACAAGCAAAAUCCAUAACUGUGACAGAAAUGCGUUAUGUAAGAACACUGAAGGGUCUUUCACCUGCACCUGCAAACCCGGUUACAAAGGAGAUGGCAAGAAGUGUAACGGUAAAUAUCUCAGUAGAACAGGCAAUUAUCGCAUUCUCUGCUUUUAAUUUAUUAGACUGAGGCAAACAAAUUUGUCGUGGAUUCUUAGCUAUGAACUGGAAUUAGCCUAGAGUACAGGUUCAAGCCGGGGAAUCUGUUCACAAGCAUUAUUAUUUUUAAUGAUUUUCCUCCCUGGUAGCCUCAACUCUAAGUUACUUCCAGCAACAGGCAGGAAUCACUGCUCAUCUGGAUGGAUGAAGCAAGAUCCGGGAAGCCGAUUACCUGUAUAUUAAUACUAUUUUAAGUCUCUUUGAAAACGAUUGCAGGCGCAUUCUUCAAAGUUGAUCUCUAAUGUUGAUAUCUAUUUUGUUGUAGCGACACGAUCCUGCAAAGAAAUCAAGGACUUAGGUAUCUCCAAUGGCGACGGGGAGUACUGGAUUGACCCUGGAAGGACUAAAAGUCCUUUUAAGGCAUAUUGUGACAUGACAACUGACGGAGGUAUGGUUUGAGUUGAAGCUAGGGAAAACCCAUUUUUUUCUAAAGCAAGUUCAGGAAAUUCUCAAUACCUAAAAAUAUGAACAAAAUUCACACCGAUAAUUUAGUCCUUACUUAUAACAACAGACUUUGUAUGACAAUUAGGAAUUAUUGGAUGAGGUUGAGGUAUCAUCCGAGAAUUAUGCAGAUCGAGAAGGCCUUCGGCCUCGGCGGAUAACACCCCAAAUGAGAGUAUCCGGUUAAUGACUUCGAUAGUACAGGAUUUCGCCAGACAAAAGGAACAGCAACAGAGAAGCCCGAGCACGAGUUACCUCAGUUGUUUUAGUACUGGUAGAGAAUUUUACUGGUUUUGCGAAGAAAAAAAAAAUACUUGAUCUACUACCUAAAAACAUAGCAAAAACAGCAAAACUACAUCUCAUACUUGAAGAAUAUCUUCAAGACUAAGAAUCCCAGUGGAUCCUGAAUUUGCCGAGGAAAAGACACGUGAAAUCCAUCAGUUAACUGUCAAGUGUUACCAUGGAGAAGCUGUUUGAAUGAAUAAUAAGCCUCGUUUAAGUAUCAACUUCGGACUAGCACCCGCCUAGCGAGUCACGAAUUUCUUAGUCUCGGGUUCUUAGUUCUGUACAGUACCGCAAACGAUUCCCAAAGUAGACCGCAAAUGAUCCUCAACCGUAAAUGAUCGUCAUUGUCGACCGCAAGUGAUCCAGUGAAAAGUAGAGGACUGGAAUACAGUUUUAGGCAUGGAUGGUGAAUGUGCUGAGAAAUUGCACAUCGCGUAGAACAAUGAAUAAAUACAACUGUUUCUUUUAGUACAAAAUGUAUCUUUUUUUCUCAUUUCGUUAUUCAAGCAUUUGAUGUUUCGUUGCUGUGAAGAUUUAGGACAGGAAGGACUUUAAGAAGGAAAUGUUUCUUUCAUUUUUAAGCUUAGGAAUAGGGAAAUAUGACCCCGGAAUAUGACCCCUGUAUUUAUCACUCUGUAGAGGUUUUUGGUUUAUUUCGAAAUACGCUUAGUAACUGCAACUAGUUAAAAUGUUGCGUCUAGUGGUAAGGACACUGUCGGCGCAAACCUGUGUAUUCAUUUUCCGUGUCUUUGCUGCUGGACAGACAGACAGUUACAACAUUAGGGAAACAGAAACGAAGGAACGAUUUAGUGGAAAAUUUUGUACCCAUGAGCAAAGAAUUAUCUUAAUGGGGUUCAGUGUACUAUAGCGAGCUUUUAUCUGGGUUCGUUUUCAGAGACUUUCGCCGUUACAAAAGUUAUCGUUUCCUAAAGUUGAUACGAGGCAGGGUUUGAGCAAUUUCUUCUUAAGAGUAUUGCAUCUAAUUGAACUAUAGUGUGUGAAGUUUAGUUCAGUGAAGCUUUGAUGUUAAACAGCGAUUAAGCAAGAGCUAUUGUUUUACUGAGCAUUUAAGUGUUUCCUUUUUUUUGUUUGCGUUUAUUUAUGUUAUAUUUACGGUUUCUUAUAUUUUCAGUCUUGGCAUUUAUUUGUUAAAUUUAUUCAGUUGAAUUUUUAAUACUUUUUGUUGCGAUAGUAAACGUGACACGAUGACCCAGUAACUUAAGUCCAGGCUUUCUGAUUUUCAUCUCGGGAUAAUUUGCGGUCGACAAUGGGGUUCACUUGAGGUCGAGGAUCAUUUGGGGUCCAUUUUGGGGAUCAUUUGCGGUCUGAGGAUCGUUUACGGUCGAGAUCAGUUGCGGUACUGUACAGUUCGCCUGAGUUAUAUUUAACAAUGAUUAAGCCCACGGUGGGUUUCCGCCGUGUGAAUUAUUUUGAACUAAACAUUACUGCUUCUUUUGGCCCACAUGACUGAUAAACCAAUGAUAAACAUUUAUCGAAUUUCAGGGGGAUGGCUUCUUGUAUCCAACGUUGUUUCGCACGGUUCUUCAACGACUCAGUUGCCAGUUAAGACAUCGUACCGCGGAGUAAGCAGCAAAGAGAUGUUACUUACAAAGAGUGCCAUGAAGGAGCUGAGGAAGCACUUGCAUUUCACUCAGAUAAGAUUUCACUGCAAGGAAGGAGGAGGUCGUACAUUUCACAUCACCACGGCUGCUAACAGCAAAGGUGAAGCUGCUGUGAAAUACCUCAGUGGUGAGACAGAUGUGAUGCCUGCCUCUUGUGGCUCGUUUGUGAUCAUGAGUAAUGAUAACUCGCGGUUAUCAAGAGCCUGCAAAGAUUGGGGUUACGAAAACGGUUCUAAAAAAAUAGGCAAAUGGGGGGGUUUUGAUAUAGAUCACGACAGAUUAUACAGCCACGCUGCUUUUGUAUGGGCAGUUUACCACUGGCUUCUUGAACCGUCUGGCAGGUGGGAAUGCGACGAUUAUAAUGUGGGAGUGUCACGUGGAGAUUUUUGGAAAAUCUUCGUGCGAUAG